Messenger RNA from Cephus cinctus (wheat stem sawfly), 2839 nucleotides. RefSeq names its product tyrosine-protein kinase Shark (gene Shark). The transcript has 14 exons. Gene Ontology annotation, molecular function: protein binding; protein tyrosine kinase activity; ATP binding. The record is from RefSeq and is a predicted model, not a curated record. Gene Ontology annotation, biological process: protein phosphorylation. Bases 221 to 2407 code for a protein of 728 amino acids. NCBI's taxonomy places the organism in Eukaryota, Metazoa, Arthropoda, Insecta, Hymenoptera, Cephidae.
UUAUUAUUAUUAAUGUUAUAAAUGUCAUUUUUAUCUUUGAUGUUCAGUAGAUUCAAUCUGUUUUAUAAGAACUUUGGUAUCCACCAUUUAAGGGGCGUAAACAAAGAACCAAAUAUUAUUUAAUUUUUAACAGUUAAAAUGUAUUGCGCUGCAGAUAAAUGAAAAAUGAAGACAUGAGAAUCGAUCAUAAGAACGUUAAUUAACAUCCGUGUCCUUGAAAAUGGCUUCAGAGGAUAAUGUUUGUUGGUAUCAUGGUAAAUUAUCAAGAGAAGGUGCUGAGAACCUACUUAAGGAAGAGUCGCAGGAAGAUGGGAUUUUUUUAGUUCGUGAGAGCAGUACCUCAUGUGGAGAUUACGUAUUAUCUGUACUUCAUAACGGAGAAGUAAUUCACUAUCAGAUACGAAAACAUGGGGAAGAUGCUUUCUUUUCCAUAGAUGAUGAAACCACAAUACAUGGCCUUGACACACUGAUAGAGUAUUAUCAGGAGGACAAUCAUGCUCUGGAAACAAAACUAAAGAUACCAUGUAAAGGAAAACCACCACCACAUGACACUCGUAGGCAUGGGUGUACAAAUCUUUUACAUCGUGCUACAAUUCAACGUAACUAUACAAUUGUCUCCGAAUUGCUAAAAUGUGGGUAUAGAAAUUUGGAAGCAAAAAAUCAAUUAGGUCAGACUGCUGUUCAUUUGGCAGCUAAAGGUGGUGCUGAUGAGAUUCUCAAAAAGUUGAUACAAAGUAAAGCCAGCGUGAAUUGCCGUGAUUCUGCUGGUUACACACCGCUUCAUUAUGCAUGUCAAAGUAACUUACCAAGCACUGUGCGCAUACUCAUUUCUGGAGGAGCAAAUGUCCAAGCCCGACAUACAGAAACGGGAAUGGUACCGCUGCACGAAGCGGCCAGCCGUGGUCACAAAGAAGUGAUUCAAGUAUUAUUGUCUAUGAAUGCACCAGUUAAUCCACGUACAUUGGCUGAUGACGUUCCAGCAGAUUUGGCAAAACGCAAUGGUUAUUUAGAAUGCGCCAAGCUGCUUCGUAACUAUCAAGGUCCAGCGCCAAAAGAGAAGCGUAGUGAUUGGUAUCAUGGAACUCUGGAUCGCUCGGAAGCCAUUGCUCUUUUACAGAAACAUGGAAAUAUAGAUGGUUCUUUCUUGGUUCGAUUUAGCGAUCGCCAUGGCGGUAGUUACGUGCUUACUGUCAUGUAUCACGGACAAGCUUAUCAUUUUCAAAUACAGAAAAAGAGGGACUUUUUAUUUAUCGAUAAUGGGCCUUAUCUUUCAUCUCUGGAACAUGUCGUGGAACAUUAUCAGUGUAUGCCCGAUGGUUUACCUGGACCAUUAAAUCAUCCUAUUGCUCCAGUUCCAAGGCCUCCGAUCCCGGAAAUGCCAGCGUCAAUUUUUAAUGGAAACACCCUGACAAAAAAGAAGCAAACUCUUAAUAAAAGAAAGGAAGAUGAAGCACUUCCGAUGAGGGUUCCAACACAUCCAGUCGAUGACAUAAAUGAGAACCCGGAACCAGGUCAAUUGUCUUAUGAUUCAACACACGAACCUACUAUAGCUCAAGAUUUUAUCCUCGGAAAGAAUCUCAUAUUGGGAGAAGUUCUCGGCGAAGGAGAAUUCGGUGCUGUUUACGAAGGGGUUUAUGAGUCAUCUAGUAGGAUUCAGGAACCCGUAGCCAUAAAAACUUUAAGAGAGUCGCAUAAUGAGGAUACUCGUCAAAAUUUCUUAAGGGAAGCCCGACUUAUGAUGACGUUAAAUCAUCACUGCAUCGUCAAGUUAAUCGGUUUCUCAGAAGGUCCGCCGUUGUUAAUGGUGCAAGAAUUGAUUACAAUGGGGUCGAUGUUGGCUUAUCUGCUUGAAUUUCCAGACAGAGUCAGCGCCAAUUAUGAACUAAAGAUCUGGGCUUCCCAGAUAGCCUGUGGUAUGAAGUAUUUAGAGGAAUUGAGACUUGUGCAUCGAGAUUUGGCUGCCAGGAACAUUUUAUUAGCUUCCAGGCAUCAAGCAAAAAUCAGUGAUUUUGGAUUAUCCAGAACAUUUGGAUCAAAUGAUUAUUAUAGAGCUACGCAAGGUGGAAAAUGGCCAAUAAAAUGGUAUGCUCCCGAGUCUUACAAUUUUGGAACAUUCUCGCAUGCCAGUGACGUAUGGAGCUUUGGCAUUACAUUGUGGGAAAUGUUUUCCUAUGGUGAACAACCUUAUGGUGAUAGGCGUGGAGUUGAUGUUAUUCAGCUCGUUGAAAAAGGAGAACGUUUGGAAAAGCCUGAGAAAUGUCCUGAGCAUGUAUAUCUGGUGAUGCAAAGUUGCUGGUCUUACUUGCCAGAGGAUCGACCAACGUUUAAGGAUCUUUUGGAAAUUUUUAGUAGCGAUCCGGAAUAUGCCAACAUAAGGGAACUUGUGUCGGCGGUCGAUAUUAGUUGAUGCUCAAUCAAUAUUCGAUAGUCGAGCCUAUACUAUAAGCAUUCAGGAGGAGCUUUAGUCAUAAAGAAUCUGGAAGAUUUAUCUGAGAUAAUGCCACAAGAAAAACGAGUACAAUGUCAAACGUCUUCUUUGCCUCUUUCCUCAAAAUUGUAUGUCGCAAAUUGUGUACAUGUGCCAACUAUCUAUAGUUACGUAGGCACGCUUGUGUCUCAACAAUAAUUCGUGAUUACGUGCCAUUUAUUGGAUUUUUAAGCAAUAUAAAGAUAAAUGCGGUGUGUAAAUAUACAAGAUUCUCGCUGUUUUGGCAAUAAUGACGAAACGAGUGAUGUCGGUAAUAUGAAGAUAAAUGUUCGCUAAGGAGAGUGAAAUGGUGUAAGACGCUUGUGAGAAAAGAAACGAAAAUAAAAAGACAAUGAUAAAUUUAUUUUACGU